Messenger RNA from Gryllus bimaculatus (two-spotted cricket), 1613 nucleotides. NCBI's taxonomy places the organism in Eukaryota, Metazoa, Arthropoda, Insecta, Orthoptera, Gryllidae. The record is from the annotation of a GenBank genome assembly.
AUGGUUGAACAACAAAGAAAGAAAGAAAGAAAGAAAGAAAGAAAGAAAGAAAGAAAGAAAGAAAGAAAGAAAGAAAGAAUGCACGUGAUUGUUCCCGCCACGAGCCUGCGCGCUUCCUGCCGCGAGUGCCUUCAGAGGCCGCCGCCUUCUACGUCACUGCCGGAAGCGCGUCACUCGGCCCGUGACACCCCCACCCAGGGCGCGGCCGGCCACGCGGCGGCGCGCGAGGCGGGAGGUGGCGGGAAGCUGGCAGGACGCGCCUCGCUCGCUCCGUGCUGCCUGCGCUUCAGAGCGGGGCCGCUUCACAGAGGACGAGGCUGCAGGUGCGGACGCCGCCACCUGCCACUGCCUGACAUGGACGAUCUGCGAACAAAGUGGGCGCGCGACGGCUUCGUGGUGCUGGAGGGCUUCCUGGCGCCGCAGGAGGUGGCGGCGCUGCGCGCAGAGGGCCAGGCCUUCACCCAGCAGCUGCCGCCCGCCGGGGAGCGCGCCGUCUUCAGCACCACCUCCAAUAAAGACCGCUACUUCCUAGACAGUGCUGACAAAGUUAGUGUGUUCUUCGAAGCGGAUGCUUUAGACCCAGAAGGAAACUUAAAAGUGGACGCUGAGAAUUCUCUAAACAAAGUGAGAGAAGUUUGCUGGCAACUGGGACUAAAACGACCAGCAGUGGUACAGAGCAUGUACAUCUACAAAAAUCCAGGCAUUGGUAGUGAAGUAACUCCACAUCAAGACGCAACAUUCCUUCACGUUGAUACACCUAAUGGGAAUGCAAACACUGUAAUUGGAUUUUGGUUGGCUCUAGACGAUGCCACAGUAGAUAACGGAUGUCUCCAAUUCAUAUCCGGUUCCCACUGCACUGGUGUGCAUCGGAGACUUGUUCGUAACACAAACACAGAAACUGGUGAACUUAUUACUUUCUCUGGACCACCUCCAAGUUACCCCAAGUCAGCUUUUCACUGUGUUCCAGUACCGAAAGGAACAUGUAUACUUAUCCACGGCCAAGUAGUGCAUCAGAGUGCGCCAAAUCGAUCAACCCAACCACGCCAUGUGUACACGUUCCACGUUGCUGAUUUGGCUAGAGGAACCUGGUCUCCAGAGAACUGGCUCCAGCUACCAGAAAAUGUUUCUUUUCCAGUCCUAUAUGAUCAAUCUAAUCAACAACCUUUAUGAAUAACUUAAAUCAAACAUGAACGUUUGUUUUUUAAACAAACACCUAGUCCACGUGAUUAAACAAACAGUUUAACUGGACAUUCUCAGAUAUAAUGAAAUGUGCUAAGGCUGAAUACUGUAAAGUAAAAACUCUAGAGACAAAACAAUUAGAAAAUUACAACUGUUACCCAUCUCAUCUUUAUUCAACAAUGUUUGAAAGAUAGUGAACAGAAAGCGAGAAUACAGAAAAAUAUAACAUUUGGGUAUGUUGAAGACUACAUUGAAAACUAAUUGUUGUUAAUAAUUCGUUAUAAUUUUUAAUGUCUUAUGAAAUAAAUAUGUACUAAUAGUUUGCAAAAAAAUAAAGGUUUUAGAUUACAACAAUCCUACCAGUUCCCCAAAGUGAAGUUCCUUUACUUUGUUUCUUCUUUCUGCAGUUAAAAUUAGUGUGAUGGACGCCCCCC